AUGUUCUCCCUCAGCUCCAACUCCACGAACCGGAAGCUGGGCCGGAGCCGGAAGCCGGUGCGGGGGGGUGGGGGGCGGGAGCGGCGGUGGGGCUUGGACCGCCGUGGCGGCCCCUGGAUGAGAGUGGCGUAUAGUGCAGCGGGAAGCUUGGAGCUGGACGCACGGCAGCGCCACCUCCCAGCUCCGGAUUUAAAAAUGUCUUCGUGGGUCAAGGUUAACAGAGGACAAACUCAAAGAUGUGCUGCAGAUAAAAGCAUAAAUCCUUAUAAACCUCAUCUGAUCAUUUCUCCUGGAGAUGGUCACAUAAAGGAAAGUGAAGACACUAAAAGUAACUUUGAAGAAUUAUUGGGGAAAGAGUAUGAUUAUUCUAAAGGAAAUGAAGAUAACUAUGAGAGAUACCAAUAUUCCCAUAAAGAUGAUGACCACAGUAAGGACCAUCGAAAAGAGAAGCUCUACCAGCAGUUUUACCAACAGAUACAGAAUGAAUAUGAUAAAGAAAGGCCUUCAGAUUGCACCAUUGUUUCCAUCAACAAAGACCAAAGGGACUAUGCAGUAAGCAUAGGUCAUCGUUUGCAAGACCAUGGCCUUGUGGUGGAAAUGAUUUAUCUGACUUCAGAGGCGAGUCUCACCUGCGCACUCCAGGAAGUGAAAAAUGACGGUUCUCCCUUUUGUAUUCUUGUGGAACAGUCCAAUGUAGCGCUCUCCUCUUGUACCGUAAUUUCACUUCACAAGUCUAUCACAAUACAUCGCCAUAUGCCCCUGGAGGAUGCGUUGGCUCUAGUAGCUAAGGAAUUUGGGACUAUUUUGGCUGAGCGGGAACAGCAAGAAGGUGCUGGGAUUUCACAAAAAGCAGCUGAUCUGGUAGAUGACUACUUAGAACGGGACCUCUGUGAAAGCUACUCUGUGCCUCUGGGCAUCAAACAUCUCCUGUUCCUACUAAGUGAGGGAAAACAUUUGUAUCAGGAGGAGUUGAAUACCAUCAGUGACUACCUGAAGACCAGGAAAGAGGAAUUGGAAGGUUUUGUUGAGACACCAGAUACUUCGACUGCAGUUGUGAACGCUUUGAUUGAAGCUAAUUUGAUGCCAAGAUCUCAUACUAUGGGCAAACCACCUCCUCUUCUUCCAACCCCUGGUAGGAACUCCUUCCAGGGGCAGCCUCUCCUUCCUCCAGUUAAGCCUCCUUUAUUAGGUGAUAGGCCUGGAGGACUCCUUCCAACACCAGGACAUUCUGGGCCCAAGGGUAAACCUCCUCCGCUUCUAGCAGUACCCUCUAAAAGACCUGGCCUCCUGGGAUAUGCACCACACCAACCUGCAAAGCGUCCAGUGAUGUGGGAGAAACCAGCCCUAUUGCCAACACCAGUAGCAGUUCAGACAGUGCAACCUCAACGAGCAGCUAAACCCAAACCUUUUUGAAUUAAGGAAACCUCAACUGGGCCGGGAGGAAAAUGUCAAGGCAUUCCAAGCGGAUGGUAUCCUCUCUCUUUCAUCACUAAUGUCUGUGUACCAGGCAAGAAACUUUAUUGUAGCAUACUUUCUGUUAAAAUCUACAUUCCCAUAGGAAUUUUUUAAAUUUGCCAGACACUGUCACAAGCUAGAUGUUUGUGAAAAGUUAAUGUUGUAGAUAUGUUGGACCUUUAAGUUGUUCCAUUACAUAUAUUACACAAUAAAUUCCUUGUUUUACAUAACCCCUUGCUCAUUUUUAAACAGUGGUUAGAUUUCACCUAUUUGGAGAAUAUAUGAGGAAGGAAGUAGCUUCUUGUUCAGUAGCAGUUGAGCAAGCUAGUAAGCCUUUUUUGAUUUAAAUGGGGAGGGUUGUAUAAGGGUGGGGGAGGUGGGGUCAUAAUGGGAUUUUUUUUGUAUUGAAAUGAAAAGUCUGAAGGGGAAAAUCAGCUCAGGGUAGCUGUCUUUUCUAAACUUGAAUAAAAAGGAGUUGUGUUUUUUUUCUGUUUGACCUCUCUCUUUGAUUAAACUGUAAUACCAUUGUUUACUUGCCUACCAGAUGUCUGUUCUUUUGUUGAAGCACUUUUUACAUUAAAUUUUUCCUUCUUUAAAAUAUGAAA
Molecule: messenger RNA, 2060 nt
Organism: Phascolarctos cinereus (koala)
Lineage: Eukaryota; Metazoa; Chordata; Mammalia; Diprotodontia; Phascolarctidae
Source: RefSeq, a predicted model, not a curated record